AUGUGGACAUCUCGUUUUAAACAAUAUUCAGCUGCUCAACAGCAACAACAAAAUCAAGAUAAUCAGGAUGCAGAUAUUAACUUGGCAUUUACAAUUCCUCGUGAAUACAUUACUCCAGGAGAUCUAACAUCUGCUUCUUUAUUUCAUGGUGGUAUUGAUAGUCCAUCUGUAAAUGCAAUCGAUCCAAUAUUAAAACAGCCUAUACAUAUAACAAAAUAUCUGUGUCUAAAAUCUAAGACAAGUACUCAGCAAUAUAUAGAUCAUCUCUAUGAACGAAUAGUUAUAACAAGUAAUUUGUCUCAUCCAAAUGUUCGUCGAAUAUUAUCUUGGUAUAUUGCGGAUGCAUGUUUAUAUGCAGUAACAGGUGUUGUACAUAGAACACUACGCCAUGCAAUACAAUCGGAAUCAUUUUCAUUAGAGCGUAUUUCUUGUUUAUCGUUACAAAUUAUUCAGGGAACAAUUUAUCUACAAUCAAAAGGACUUGGUCCAUUGGCCCCAUGGUAUACGACAAAUAUUGAGUUAACUCGUGAUGAUCGUAUUCGUCUAUGUUCACCGACAAUAUCAAAAACAAAACUUAAUGGCGGAAUUGUACCGCAUCAUCAUUUAUGGCGACAUGCACCUGAAAGUUUGAUUCGAAUGAUCAUCGAGCAAGAUGAUUUAACUUGUGAUAAAACAAUUAUUGAUCAUACGAAAGAAGAUGUUUGGUCAAUAGGCUGCAUAAUAAUCGAAAUGAUGAUAAAUACAAUGUUAUUUCGUCCGCAAAAUGAUGAUCCAUCAUUACAACUUUUUUGCAUUGUUCAAUAUGUUGGCGGGUUAACAUUAUCGUUAUAUGAACGUUUUCCAUCAAAUGUAAAAAUAUUAUUUUCAAAAAUAAAACUUGACAGUCAUCAACAACGUUUACAUAAUUUAUUAAAACAAAUAAUAAAUCAAGAAACACUCAACUUGAACGAACAUCAUUUUUAUACGAAAGAAAAUUUAUUCGAUUUAUUAAAAGCAAUGUUUCAAUUUCAACCGGAAAAACGUAUUGCAUUACAUUCAUUAAGUGAACAUCCAUUUUAUUCAAUGAAUUCCUCCAUGAAAAAUUAUAAAACGCGAAUGGAUUCUUUAACAUCAAUAUUACCGCUGAAUACAUCAUCGAUUGAAAUCGAUGAUCUAAUACGUUUGUGUAUAAAAUUAAAUUUAAAACAACCUCGAUGGGUUUUAACACUUAAAGAACGUUGUUUGCUCGAAUUGAUUUUACAUAUCAAAAAUUUUAAUCUACUUAGUUUAUAUAAAUACGGGUUGAGUCCAUCACUUCAAUUAGAAAUUAAGAGACUCAUUUACUUUUUCACAAAUAAUUAG
Messenger RNA from Rotaria socialis, 1341 nucleotides. The record is from the annotation of a GenBank genome assembly. NCBI's taxonomy places the organism in Eukaryota, Metazoa, Rotifera, Eurotatoria, Philodinida, Philodinidae.